This is a messenger RNA of Prunus mume (Japanese apricot), 705 nucleotides long. Lineage: Eukaryota; Viridiplantae; Streptophyta; Magnoliopsida; Rosales; Rosaceae. The record is from RefSeq and is a predicted model, not a curated record.
AUGACACCCCAAAACCUCAUGCUCCUUCCUCUUUCAACCCCUAAAUUAUCCAUUGGAUGCCUAAUACUAGAUGACUGCUUGGGGGGUGGGAUACCCUGCAACUCCAGAACAGAAUUGGUAGGGGAGAGUGGUUCCCGGAAGACGCAGCUUUGUCUCCAACUUACGCUACGAGGUCAGCUCCCACCCUUACAUGGCGGACUAGGGGCCUCCUCCGUCUACAUAUUCACAGAAUUCAGCUUCCAACAACUAGGCAACCUUUAUCAUGCAUCGUACCCCAACAUAAUAAGGUUGGAGCCAUUGGAGGACAUAUAUGGUUGUGGUGUUCAUGAUGCUCAACAACUCAUCCAUGUCCUUGGAGACCUGGAAGCAUUUAUUGGCAUUGAUCACACCUGCCUACCAGUGAAACUCAUUGUCAUUGACUCCAUUGCUGCAUUGUUCCGAUCACAGUAUCAGACAACUCCGGCAGAUUUCAAACGGCAGUCUGAAAUGUUCUUCAACAUAUCUGGGAAAUUGAAGGGUUUAGCAAAUAAGUUUGGGUUGGCUGUGGUUGUCACCAAAUUACAGACCUUCAAAAUGAACUCUAUAUAUAUAGUGCAUGCCUUUCAAACACAUAGGACAUUUCACCUUGUAUUUGCCCCACAUGUGGCCUAUGCAUCGGCCGAAUUUGUAAUCACAAAAGAAGGUAUAGUCGGAGUAUCACGGUAA